Messenger RNA from Paracoccidioides brasiliensis Pb18, 4227 nucleotides. RefSeq names its product DNA-directed RNA polymerase. The transcript is spliced from 3 exons. The record is from RefSeq and is a predicted model, not a curated record. Gene Ontology annotation, biological process: mitochondrial transcription. Bases 1 to 4227 code for a protein of 1408 amino acids. Gene Ontology annotation, cellular component: mitochondrial DNA-directed RNA polymerase complex. Gene Ontology annotation, molecular function: DNA-directed RNA polymerase activity; mitochondrial promoter sequence-specific DNA binding.
AUGUUGUGUCGAGCUGCCCAACGCAGACAAACCCUUCACGGAUUAGGUCGAUCAUAUGAACAACUGUCUUCGCCAUGGCUGUCUGCAACGUCUCCAAGACUGCGAGCUCAAUCGAGCCGGAUUCGAACCGUUUGCAGACCGCCAGUUAUCGCUACAUUCGAGGCCCCUAAUAGCGUGUCUUUGCGGGCCACCCGGUCAUUAGCGACGGCGACAUCAGACGUCAAUGGUCCCUUCGAAAACCUCCCAUAUGGCCAUGCGGAGAUUCAUUCACCUCCUCAUUUGUCUCCUGUUUCCAACUCACCAUGGAACGAGCGGUUGCCUUAUCCCGACCCGGACGACAUGGACACUUCAUCACUAAUCAUUCGGAAAGAUUUUCUAUUCAGCCAGCCACCUUCGGUUAGAAGAUCCAAAGGCAUUGGUGGCGAGCUGAGCGAGAUGCUUGCCAACAUCGAUGUCAGCCUUUCUGCAGCCAUGUUCAAACGCUCUGAGAUUUUGAUUCAUCGCGUUGCAAAGAUAAUUGGUUACGGGACACCUGAGGUGCUUGAUCUUCAUAAUAAAUAUUUACGCUCGAUGAUAUCGCAUAUGAUUGUUCACCGACGCUACGGGAUGGUGUGGUGGGCGCAGAAAUGGUUUGAAGUCGACAUGAAGUAUGCCUAUGCGGAGCCGGAUGCCGCGACAUAUGCAUUGAUGAUUAAGAUGGCGCUGCGCAUGUUAUUUGAAAACAAGCAGAAGCGUACCGUGAGGAGAUAUUGGAAUCUUGCAAAGGAUGCGGAGAUUGAAGAAGAGGUGUUGGGUCUUCCUAUUCUAUCAGAAGCGGACUUAGGUCUUCUUUCGGAGAUAUGUUCCGAGACUGCCGAUGGUGAUCCAACUGUGUCCUACGAAUCUGACAUCGAGCCAGAUGAAGACUUUUCCAAAGUCAGUCCAAAAUUACACUCUCCCGAUGAUUUGCCCUUUGUUCGCUCUGCCAAUCAAAAGGGUCUUGGUCUUAGCUCUCUUAGGGAGACAUUAUCUAUUUUUGAUCCACAACAAUCCAUUCCUCGACCAUCCGAUCUGCCUGGUUCCCCGGAGGAACAAGACUUGGCAUACGCUGAAAUGAGGCAGCGUCGUCUUGAAUCGGACUGCGUCGAAUCUGCUAUCGCCCGCUGGCAUAAAGAAAGCGAGAAUCUACGCAAGGUAGGGGUCAAUCCUAUUCCCAGCAAACCAAUGGGCGCUCUGUUGUACGAUUGGCAUACCCAGCUUAUGUCAAAGAUUAAAGAGGAGCUGGAACGCAUUGAGGAAUCGGAACAAAAGACACGAAUGUUACCAGAGGAUGCUAAACGCGUGGAAAUAUCUCCAUAUCUAAGGGCAAUUAAAAUGGACAAACUGGCUGCGCUAACCAUUCUCAGCACGUUUAAUGCGCUUAAUAAGAAUGGCGUGGAUAAAGGCGUUAAAUUAACGAUCCUCGUGAUGUACUUGGGGAAGUCGAUCCAUGACGAGUUCAUGGCUAUGCAGUUUCGCGAGUUGGAAAAUAAGUCUAGCAGUAACGGGAGAACCUCGAAAUUUAUCGAUAAACUUGCUCACAAAGGUACACGAAAGGCCCAGGUUCAAUGGAAGCGAUUAAUCGCGAAAUUCGAGCAUAGCCAGAGACCUGUUGAGUGGUCACCGAUUGUUCAAGCCAAAAUUGGCGCUUGUCUUGCGUUAAUGUUGCUGUCGUCCGCAACUGUGCCGGUGUUUUCAAAAGAUCCAAAGACAAAUAAGACAAAGAGAUCUGAUCAGAUGGCCUUCAGGCGGGUUUACCAGUUGGAACGUGGCUUCAGAGUUGGCUAUGUGCAUGCUCAUGAUCGCAUCGUGGAGAAAUUACGUCGAGAACCCCUUGGAGACUUGUUGGCGAAACACUUGCCCAUGGUCUGCCCCCCACGUCCCUGGACCAGCGCUCGAGACGGCGGAUUUCUUAAAACCCCAUCCCCUGUUUUGCGUGUCAAAGAAGGAGAUGUAUCUCAGUUGAGUUAUGUAGAAACCGCUGCCGCACGUGGAGACCUAGACACAGUAUUCGCUGGAUUAACCGUUCUAGGGAAGACAGGCUGGAAAAUUAACCGAGGAGUAUUGGAAGUAAUGCUUGAGGCCUGGAAUUCUGGCGAAGAAAUCGCUAACCUUGCUCCUGAAACCCCUGACAUUCCUGAACCAGAAAGGCCUAACACCGAAGAUCGAGAUGCUCUUACAGAUUACUAUCGUGCGAAAGUGCAUGCCGCAAACACCCGUUCAAGUUACCAUUCACAACGAUGCUUCCAGAACUUCCAGUUAGAAAUUGCGCGUGCAUAUAGAAAUGAAACCUUCUAUCUUCCCCAUAACCUGGAUUUCCGAGGGCGUGCAUAUCCCAUGCCACCCUACUUUAACCAAAUGGGAGCGGACCAUUGCCGUGGUCUUCUUUUGUUUAACAAAGGCCGCGAAUUGGGCACAAGUGGCCUGAGGUGGUUGAAGAUCCAUCUUGCCAAUGUUUUUGGAUUCGAUAAAGCGAGCUUCCAGGAACGAGAACAGUUUUCAAUGGACCAUCUCGAAGAUAUCCGGGACUCAGCCAUAAACGGUCUAAAGGGCAAGAAGUGGUGGCUCGAUGCUGCAGACCCGUUUCAGUGCCUUGCAGCAUGUAUUGAAUUGACAAAUGCUAUGCAACUUGAAGACCCAACCAAGUUUGUGUCUCACUUGCCUGUUCAUCAGGAUGGUUCUUGCAAUGGUCUUCAACAUUAUGCUGCUUUGGGAGGAGACAUUAUAGGUGCCCAACAGGUGAACCUGGAACCUUCUGAUCGCCCCUCCGAUAUCUAUACUGGUGUGGCCGAGCAUGUCAAAGCAUCCAUUCAAAAAGAUGCUGCAGACGGAAACGAGACUGCCAAACUCCUUGAAAAUAAAAUAACCAGGAAAAUCGUCAAGCAAACAGUCAUGACCAACGUUUACGGCGUCACCUUCCUGGGUGCAAUUCGACAAGUACGAAAGCAGUUAUUGGAUCACUAUCCUGAACUCUUUCACUCUGGGGUUGUUGGCCAAUAUGCCACGUAUAUUGCACGAAAAAUUUUUGCUGCAUUGGGUUCCAUGUUUACUGGAGCUCACAACAUCCAAUUUUGGCUCGGUGAUUGCGCUAAUCGCAUCAGCCAGUCUUUAAGCCCAGAGCAAAUCGAGAUUUUGUCAGACGAAAAGGGUCUCGAGGCGGUCGGGAAUUCCAGAAGUUCAAAAAAGUUGGCCAAAAUUAUCAAGAGUCCCAAAGCGCACUUUAAAUCCACAGUUGUUUGGACGACCCCACUGAAACUUCCAGUUGCCCAGCCCUACAGGGAAGCCGCCUGUGUUAGAGUAUUCAGCGAUUUGCAACAGCUCAGCAUCCGCAACCCUCAGGCCAGUGACGUUAUCAACAAGCGGAAACAAUUACAAGCCUUCCCUCCAAAUUUUGUCCACUCCCUCGAUGCAACUCACAUGUUUCUUUCAGCGGUCAAGUGCGAUGAACUUGGCCUUUCCUUCUCCGCCGUUCAUGACUCUUUCUGGACCCACGCAGCAGAUGUUGAUACAAUGAACCGAGUGCUGCGUGAUGCCUUCAUUCGAAUGCACUCCGAAGAUAUCGUGCAGAGGCUUGCAUCCGAAUUUAAAACAAGAUAUGCAAAUCACAUGUAUCUAGCUCAAAUCCAGUCUAGCACAAAAGUGGCCAAAGAGAUAUCCAAAUGGCGCAGAGCCAACAGAGCAAAAAGGGGGAAAGGAGCCCAAUUGGGCGAACUAGUUAAUGAGUAUAAGCGAAUCAAGCUUCUUUGUUCGGAGGACCCUGAGUUGCAGGCUGAGGGACGUGAAAUGGUCACUGCUGGAUCCAUCUUUGCGAAGUAUGAGGAUGCGGAGUCGUCGCUUGUCGCGUUGCAAUCCCUCGGCGUAGCUGGUAUCGGUCAAGUCCCGACCAACGAGUCCGGGAAGUCCGAGCGAGGUCAACUUGCAACUUCAGAAGACCCGUUGGAUGAAGUUGAGGAACCGGACCUUGACGAUUUGUUUGAUGUUGAUGCCGUUCAGGUGCCUAGUAAACCUUCUGAGCUCUCGACGGAGGAGUCUGAGAAGCCGGAAGAGCCUUGCGAAACACAGGAACCGCAAAACCUAGAGGCAAAAAAGACGAGAUCUUAUAAGCCUCCCCCAACCUGGGUUUGGUUACCGUUAACUUUCCGUCCUGUUCCCGCGAAGGGUGAGUUCGAUGUAAAGAGGUUGAAAAGCAGCGAGUAUUUCUUCUCUUAA